CAGGAUUUCGGAGCCGGCGAUGGAUCCCUGGGGGGAGGAAGAGGAGGAGGAGGAGAAGGAGGAGGAAGAGCCGGAGGUGAUUUUUGGGGAUGAGGGGGAGGAAGAUCCCUUCAAUCCCGGCGGGAUCCAGGGAACGCCCGCCUCGAGGCCGCCCUCGUCGGACGCUCCGGCGAUCGCGGCGCCCGAUCCCGGCGCCGAGCUCCCGGAGUCUUUCCGUUGGGCCGAGCCCGGCACGUCGUCGAGGAGCCGGCGUGCCGCCAAAACCCGGAGUUUCUCCGACUUCGGCGGCGGCGUCCUCCAGAAGGGCUUCGAGUGCGCCGAGUGCGGCAAGAGCUUCGGCUGCAGCUCGCACUUCUCCAAGCACCGGCGCACGCACACCGGCGAGAAGCCCUUCCGCUGCUCCCGCUGCGGCAAGAGCUUCAACGUCUCCUCCAACCUCUACCGGCACCAGCGCGGCCACGCCGAAACGGCGGCGGCGGCGCCGGCGGCGGCGAAGCCCCGCGGGCUCCCCUACGGGUGCGAGGAGUGCGGCAAGAGUUUCCGGCGCAACAAAGAGUUGGCCGCUCACCGGCGCCUCCACACCGGCGAUUUGCCCUUCCGCUGUGGCGACUGCGGCAAGAGUUUCUCCUGGAGCUCCCACUGGCUCCGGCACCGGCGCAUCCACACCGGCGAGAAACCCUACGAGUGCGCCGAGUGCGGCAAGAGCUUCUCCAGGAGCUCCCACCUUUACCGGCACCAGCGCGGCCACGCCGAGGGCCGCUCGUACAUCUGCACCUACUGCGGCCGCAGUUUCGGCAGCAUCCUCCACUUCGAGCGGCACCAGCGCACGCACACCGGCGUCAGGCCCUACAAGUGCUCGCUGUGCCGCAAGAGCUUCGGCGACGCGCCGGCGCUGGUGAGGCACCAGUGGCUUCACCUCGGCGAGGGCCCCUUCCGCUGCGAGGAGUGCGGCGAGGGAUUCGGCGCGCCGGCGCUGUACGCGCGGCACCGGCGCAGCUUCCACGGCGGCGGCGGCGGCGAGAAGCCGUACCGGUGCGGGGAUUGCGGCAAGAGCUUCUCGUGGGUUUCCCACUGGGAGAGGCACCAACGGAUUCACACCGGCGAGAAACCCUACGAGUGCCCCGAGUGCGGCAAGAGCUUCGGGAGGACGUCGCACCUCUACCGGCACCAGCGGACGCACGCCGGCGGCCGGCCGCACGUCUGCGGCGAGUGCGGCAAGAGUUUCAACUCCACGCUCCACUUCCAGAAGCACCAGCGGGCGCACAGAGCCGGCGCCCGGAAGAGCUGCGGCGAGUGCGGGAGAUCCUUCUCGGAUCCGUCGGCGCUGGCCAAGCACCAGCGGGUCCACGAGGAGUCGCAAAAAGUUGGGGGAUCCUUGGUGGAAUCCCAAAGAACUGGGAGAUCUUUGGUGGAAUCCCAAAAAGUUGGGAGAUCUUUGGAUGAAUCCCAAAAAUCCUGCUCGGAGUGCGGCAAAACCUUUGGGAAUCCUUCAUCGUUGGCCAAGCACCGACGGAUCCAUGAGGAAUCCCAAAAAAUUGGGGAAUCCUUGGUGGAACCCCAAAAAAUUGGGAAAUCUUUGGUGGAAUCCCAAAAAUCCUGCUCAGAGUGUGGAAAAACCUUUGGAAAUCCGUCGGCGUUGGCCAAACAUCAACGGGUUCACGAAGAGUCGCAAAAAAUUGGGGAAUCUUUGGAUGAAUCCCAAAAAAUCGGGAAAUCCUUGGAUGAAUCCCAAAAAAUCUGCCCCGAAUGCGGAAAAACCUUUGGGAAUCCUUGGGAGAUCUUUGGAUGA
Motacilla alba alba is the source of this 1789-nucleotide messenger RNA. Its product is annotated as zinc finger protein 436-like. Gene Ontology annotation, molecular function: DNA-binding transcription activator activity, RNA polymerase II-specific; RNA polymerase II cis-regulatory region sequence-specific DNA binding. The record is from RefSeq and is a predicted model, not a curated record. The transcript is spliced from 3 exons. NCBI's taxonomy places the organism in Eukaryota, Metazoa, Chordata, Aves, Passeriformes, Motacillidae. Gene Ontology annotation, cellular component: nucleus. Gene Ontology annotation, biological process: regulation of transcription by RNA polymerase II. Bases 20 to 1789 code for a protein of 589 amino acids.